AUGGCGUCCCCAAUUAGCAAUGACGUCGAGUUCAUCCCACAAGCCUUUUACUCGCAAGCAACAAACAACCACUAUGGGUGUCGUCUGCUCAUCACUUGCUUCCGUUUUCGCCGCUAUCGGCAAUGCCAUCACUGGCCUAUUCUCGCUCAUUGCACGCUUCUUGAUCGCAAUCGUCAAUGCCAUAACAAGUGUCUUUGUCACUAUCUGCGACGGUAUCGGAAGCUGUCUAUGCUGCAAUGGCCACAGCGGUCGUCGAACAGGCGGUCGUCGGUCUCGCAGGGUCGUCUAGGCACAGACUCGAUCAAGAUACCCCCCUUGUGCAAACAGACCACAGCUAGAUCUGCUCUGCUGACGACCAACCUGUAG
Molecule: messenger RNA, 366 nt
Organism: Mixia osmundae IAM 14324
Lineage: Eukaryota; Fungi; Basidiomycota; Mixiomycetes; Mixiales; Mixiaceae
Exons: 6
Coding region: 1-366 (121 amino acids)
Source: RefSeq, a predicted model, not a curated record